Vicia villosa (hairy vetch) is the source of this 5870-nucleotide messenger RNA. RefSeq lists its product as uncharacterized. Gene Ontology annotation, molecular function: chromatin binding. Lineage: Eukaryota; Viridiplantae; Streptophyta; Magnoliopsida; Fabales; Fabaceae. The transcript is spliced from 4 exons. Gene Ontology annotation, cellular component: nucleus. The record is from RefSeq and is a predicted model, not a curated record. The coding region runs from base 499 to 5310 and encodes 1603 amino acids.
AUUAUUAUUGUCUCAAAAUCUCGGCGUUUCGCGAUUCUCACUCUUCUCUCACCCAACCUCAAUUUUCUCUCUCUUGUUUCUCUCUUAUCAUCGUCGCGCUUCCUUCGCAGAAAAUCUCUGAGAUUUUCGCUAUUUCCAGAACGAUCAAAAAUUCCAUCGAUCUAUACAUCACACCCUCACCAACAAACUCAACACAACAAGAAUCUUUCCCUUUCUCUUCGGGAUUUUUUCCACCAUCUCUCUCUUCCUUUUCGCCACAUAAGCCCUAGAAUUUUUCAUUCGUUCACCAACCUUAAUCUUAUGCUUCCUUUUUGAUUCGAUCGUUUUUCAAUUUGAAAUCAUGGUGUAUUGGAAGAGGAGAUCUCGCUUGAUCUAGGGUUUCCUCUUUGUAUUUUGAUUGUGUUUCGAAUCUAGGGUUUCGAAUUUGGGGGAAUUCGAUUUCGAAUUGAUGUUUCUUUUCAGGGACGAAGCUUGGAUCGAUUCGGAAGAUGGAGGAUUAUGUAUGGGUUCGGUCGUGAGAAGUGGAAACACAAUCGGCACAUGUGGCCUGUACCUUCUAACGCGACCACUGUAGUCACCGUUUCUUCACCGUCGCAAUUUAUAUGCAAAGAUGGACGCAAGAUUCGUGUUGGUGACUGUGCACUUUUCAAACCACCCCAGGACUCCCCUCCUUUUAUUGGAAUAAUUCGCAAGUUAACAUUCGAUAAAGAAGAAAGUCCAACUUUAGAAGUGAAUUGGUUUUACCGACCUGCUGAUUUGAAUCUCUCUAAAGGGAUUGUGCUGGAAGCUGCACCAAACGAAGUGUUCUACUCCUUUCACAAGGAUGAGAUACAUGCUGCAUCAUUACUCCAUCCUUGUAAAGUCGCAUUUCUCCGUAAAGGUGUUGAACUUCCUUCAGGGAUAUCCGCAUUUGUUUGUAGGCGAGUGUAUGACAUUGACAACAAUUGUUUACGGUGGCUAACCGAUAAGGACUACAUUAAUGAACAGCAGGAAGAAGUUUACCAGCUUUUAGAUAAGACAAAACUAGAAAUGCAUGGGGCUGUGCAGUCAGGAGGCCGUUCUCCAAAACCCUUGAAUGGUCCAACGUCAACACAGUCAUUGAAAUCUAGUUCUGAUAACAUUCAAAAUAGUUCUUCCUUUGGUGUACAGGGUAAGGGAAAAAAGAGAGAAAGAGGUGAUCAGGGAUCUGAUUCAUCAAAAAAAGAGCGAUUAUUUAAAGUAGAAGAUGGAGAUUCUGGUCACUUUAGACCGGAGAGCAUGCUAAGGUCUGAGAUUGCUAAAAUCACUGAUAAUAAAGGUGGGCUUGUGGACUCUGACGGGGUUAAAAGACUUGUGCAACUCAUGCAACCUGACAGUGCUGAUAAAAAAAUAGAUUUGGCUGGGCGAAUAAUGCUUGUGGACGUAAUAUCACUCACAGAGCGGUAUGACUGUCUUUGCUGGUUCGUACAGAUUCGCGGUUUGCCUGUGUUAGAUGAAUGGCUGCAGGAGGUCCAUAAGGGCAAAAUUGGCGAUGGUAAUGUCGAUAAGUCUGAAGAGUUUUUGUUAGCUUUACUUCGUGCAUUAGAUAAUCUUCCUGUGAACCUUCAUGCACUACAAACCUGUAAUGUUGGAAAAUCUGUUAAUAAUUUACGUAGCCACAAAAAUUCUGAAAUUCAGAGGAAAGCCAGGACUUUGGUGGACACAUGGAAGAAGCGUGUUGAAGCUGAAAUGAAUAUGACUGAUACAAAAACUGGUUCGACCCGUGCUGUUUCUUGGCCUGCAAAGCCAGCACCAUCAGAUGUUUCUCACUCUGGAAAUAGGAAAACUGGAGGAUCCUCUGAGAAUGUUGCAAAGAGCUCUGCUAUUCAACCUUCAACAUCCAAAAAUUCCCAAUCUAAACUUAAUUCUGGAGAAGUAGCAUCGAAGUUUUCUUCAUCCCCUGGCUCAACCAAAUCGGCGACUGCCUCAGUAUGCAGCAACUCAAAAGAUCAAAAUGUUAAACUUGUUGUUUGUGCAACGUCAGAUCUACCUCUGACACCUAUCAAGGAGGAGAGGAGCAGCAGUUCUAGUCAAUCUCAAAACAACAGCAGAUCUUGUUCUACUGAACAUGCAAAGGCUUUCGGUUCCUGCCGGGAAGAUGCAAAGAGCUCCACUGCAGUGUCAAUGGGUGUGAACAAAGUACCUGGUGGUGCAUCCCGAUCUCGGAAGUCGAGUAAUGGUGUACAUGGAGCUGGUGUUGCUGUAGUUCAGAAGGAUCAUAAUUCUGUCAAGAACUCAGCAAGAAAUUCACCUUCUGAUAAAGUUUCCCCAUCACGAAUGUCCCAUGAAAAACCACCAGAUCAGCCCCUUACUGAUCAAGGGCAUAACCAGCGACUGAUUCUCAGGUUGCCUAACACCGGCCGCAGUCCUUCAAGGGGAGCUAGCGGGGGUGCUUUUGAAGAAGCUGCUUUUGCAUGUGGCAAAACCUCACCUCCUGCCGACAACAAGAAGGAGAACCAGGACAGGAGAGUUAAAGCUAAAAUUGAUUGUUUACAGACCCAUGUGUCAAAUGUGAUAAAUGAUGCAUCCAAUGCUAAUGACACUACUGGUUGUGAUGAAGCUAAGGGCUCUCCGUCGGUGGGUGAGCGAUGUAGGGUUAAUGAUGAUGGUGAUAAAGCAGCAGAAAUACCAAAAACAUGUUCUUCAACUGGAUUUGUUUCCAGAUCAGGGCAGACUUAUGAUGCUUCUUUAAGCCCCAUGAAUGCAUUAGUUGAGAGCUGUGUGAAAUUUUCAGAAGCAAGUACCUCCGUGUCCCCUGGAGAUGAUGGGAUGAAUCUGCUUGCUUCCGUGGCUGCAGGAGAAAUGUCCAGAUCUGAAAACGUUUCGCCUCUGCCUUCACCCGAGAGGAAGUCUCCUGCAGCUGAUGAAUUAAGCUCAGAAAAUGAUUCCAAGUUAAGACAUUCUCUUGAAGGAGUUGCUCGCACUCUUGGACAGUCUGAUGGUGGGGUUACUGGAGAGCAUACUCGGAAUACUGUGGAGCCAGUGCAAUUCAAAAAGGAUUCUAGGCAUCCUGUGAUGACAAUACCGCAUGAUUUUUCAGAUGGUGAAGCCGUUUCAUCUAGCCGUCUGGAGAAAACUGGUGACAGCAAAACUCAAAUAAAUUUCUCUACUACAGAUGCGAUACAAAAUGCUGAAGUUCCAUGCUUACGACCAGAUACCAAAGGGGAGACUUCUGAAACUGUGUUUCCAGGUAGAAAGGAGACUCAUGCAGAAGUUGAAGGAGCAGAGCGUUUUCAGGAGCAGAGGGAAUCAGGAGCUCAAUGGGCUAAAAACUGCAGUAGUUCUAGCUCUAAAUUGAAGUCGGGGACUUCCUCAUUUGAUGAUGAUCAGAAGAUUUCUAACAUGGUUGGCGGUAUUGCAGAGCACGAAAAAAUGUUGGUUUCAGAAACAGUUGCAAGUGGUAUGAAUGAAAAUGAUCAAGGUAAAAGAUCCCCCGAGUUAUCUUCAGGCGCAGAUAGUAAGACCCAGAUCGGUGCAGAUAAAGUGACAGGUAUUGUUAUGCCUGUGCAAAAAGGCUCACCAGUUACAGAUAACUGCGAGUCUAUUGAUAUAAAAAGGGAGUCACCUUCUUCUGGUAAUGCUUUGACGGUAGCCAGGGAUGAAAAUGAUAAUCGUGUGAUGCCAGUUGAUAUUAAGCCUGAUGUAAAACGAAUGGAUCUGGAUUCAGCAGUUGCAGAUGAUGUUAAUGAACGUUCUGAAGAGAAUUUUGGUAGAAAAGAGGUUAUUGGCUCUGGUUCAUUAGCUCACCCAGAUUUACCAAUUCCUGUAAAAGAGAACGAAGAUCCGAAACCAUGUGAUUCUAAUCUUGAAAGAAAGAAAUCUGUAGUUGCUGAGGAGUUGAUUGCAGGCAAUGCUAAUCCAUCCCCAAUUGCUUCUACUUCUGAUGCAGCUGUAAAACUGGACUUUGAUUUAAAUGAGGGAUACCCUGUUGAGGAUGUAGGCCAGGGGGAUAUUGUUAGACCGGAAGAACCUAUCAGUUCAUCUGCAGUUCAUGUUCCUUGCCCAUUGCCUUUUCCCAUUCCUUCCCUCUCUGGGGCCUUCCAUGCUUCAAUUACAGUAGCUUCUGCUGCCAAAGGACCGGUUGUUCCGCCAGAAAAUCCAUUGCGAAGUAAGGGCGAACUUGGGUGGAAAGGGUCAGCUGCUACAAGUGCAUUCCGGCCAGCUGAACCUAGGAAAAAUGCUGAGAUGCUAUCAAAUACUGUUGAUAUUCCAUCAGUCGACACCACCUCAGUCAAACAAGACCGUGCACCCUUAGAUUUUGAUUUAAAUGUGGCAGAUGAAAUCAGUUUUGAGGAUGUUGCUUACCGGGGUUCCUUAGAGUCCGGUACUCAUGACCGCAGCUCUGUGGGAUUUGAUCUUGAUCUAAACAGGUUAGACGAGACUCCUGAAGCUGGAUCUUUCUCUAUGGGUAAAAUGGAUAUUCCUUUACCAAGUAAACAACCUUCAUUGUCCAGUGGGUUAUCUAAUGGUGGAAGUGUCUCCAGAGACUUCGAUUUAAAUAAUGGACCAGGCCUUGAUGAAGUUAGCACCGAAGUCCCAACUCGCACUCUGCAGAUGAAAAGUACUAUCCCAUUUUCAAGUUCUGUUCAUGGCACCAGAACAAAUAAUGCAGAAUUUGGAAAUUAUUCUUCAUGGUUUCCUCCGGGCAAUUCGUAUUCUGCAAUUACUGUCCCACCAAUUCUGACUGGUCGAGGGGAGCAGAGUUAUGUUGGCGGUUCUGGGACACAGCGCAUCAUAGGUUCCACAGGUAGCACGCCUUUUAGUCCUGAAAUUUACAGAGGGCCGGUGCUCUCAUCCUCUCCAGCUGUUGCAUAUCCACCUUCUACUCCCUUUCCAUAUCCAGGAUUUCCAUUUGAAACCAAUUUUCCGUUAUCUUCAAAUGCCUUUUCUGGUUGUUCAACACCAUUUAUGGAUUCAACAAACGUGCCCGGACUUUGCUUUCCUACCAUGCCCUCACAGCCCAUUGGGCCUGGUGGCGUUGUCUCAUCUACAUAUCCCCGUCCCUAUGUUAUGAGUCUUCCCGGUGGUACAAGCAAUGUAAUUCCCGACAGCAGAAAAUGGGGUAGUCAGAGUCUGGAUCUUAAUUCAGGCCCUGGUGUUACAGAUACCGAGCGCAGAGAUGACAGAUUGCCUUCAGGAUUGAGACAGAUGCCUGUCCCCAGUCAACAACAAGCCUUGAUGGAGGAUCACUUGAAGAUGUUUCAGAUGGCCGGUGCAUUAAAAAGAAAAGAACCUGAUGGUGGUUGGGAUGGAACUGAUCGAUUCAGUUACAAACAUCCCUCAUGGCAAUAGGAUGAUGGCUCUUCAAAGCAAUUUAUUUAAGAAAUCAGCCUCUUCUUUUAUGGAGUGUCAAAAAAUGGGGAAUUUAUGAGUGAUGCUACCCGUGCUGCUGAUGUGCUUAAAGUGAUCAGAUCCUACAAUUGCGGUUAUUUUGUGCUAAUCUGGUCACACAGAUUGCCCCUUGAAGAUGAGUUUUGUUUUCCUGUGUAGAUAUCUAACUGAAACAUCAGAUGUGAUAAUAUGCGCCCGCCUAGAAUCAGAAAUUGGCAUAGAAGUGUUUGACUGUUACUUUUCUGCAACACUGAGCCCAAUCCAUUCUCAAACAUUUGGAAGGAGAGGAUUGGAUGUAUGAACUGAACUGGCUAGGCUUGAAGCCAGUUUGGCUUGUUGAAAUCAAUUUUUUUUCAACUUUUGUUACAUAUAUAGUUAUUGCCCGGUAGUCAUGACUUGCGAAUUUUGUUACUUAUCAGUAUCACAUUCUGGUUAUUAUUGAUAUAUGCACAGGUUAGCCACCAUGUACAAUUUGUCACUUCUCCCACUUAAUGUUAUUACAUGGCUGUGCUGUUGCAUCA